This is a messenger RNA of Peronospora farinosa, 1278 nucleotides long. The record is from the annotation of a GenBank genome assembly. Lineage: Eukaryota; Oomycota; Peronosporomycetes; Peronosporales; Peronosporaceae.
AUGUCUCCCGUGCUCACUCGGUCGCGCUCCAAGGCGUUAAACCAACCGGUUUUCAUUGAUGACAAUUGGAAUGACGCGUAUAUACAGACAAAGGAUGAAGAGAUUGAUGCCAUGCUGGCGGCUGAUGCGUUACAGUCUGGAUGGGAUGAGCUUGAGGAAGAAAAUUCAAAUGGUACAGACGAUCAUGCGGCCGAUAGUGACGAGGACGCGUGGGAUUCGGACUCGGACGAGUCUGAGGACAAUGAAGAAGAUUGGCUCGAGCGACCACGUGUAAAGACAGAGCUGAGUUUUACCCAGCAAUGGAUGGCGGCCGGUGGGUUGCUAGAGAAUCUCGGCUGGACGUUGGCUGCUGUAAGCGUAGCCCCUUUGCUACUGUACAUUUCGUUGCCUCACAGUGACGAGCUGUCGUGGCCUUUACAGAGUCCACGACUGGCCGGAAUGCUGUCAAAAUUGAUAUUGAAUCUGCUGACACUGGCGGCUGUGGCGACGGCGCUGUACGGUGCAUCUUGCAGCUUGGAACCAUUAACGUUAAACUCGGUGAUCAAUUGGAGACAAUUGGACAUUGAGACGCCUGUAGAGUGUGGAGAGAGACUGCUGUAUGAAGGGAAGGCAUUUGUGACGGCGGUAAUGGAGACGGUUGUCAUUGGAUUAAGUCUUGACGCGUCCUCGAGACGGUUGGAUGAUAAUUUGUGGACGCUUAUCGCGACCUUGGAUGCGCCAGUGGCGAGGCAAUUGGCGGCAUUGGUCGCUGCUAUUUUGGUGACAGUCACUUGUUUCCACCGUGUUUGGGCUAAAACGCUGGUGCUGGUGACGGCGGCGAGCUAUGUGGCGUUGAAUGUGAUGACUGAACUGAAGAUGCAGCAACAAGCAGCCGUCGAAAUUUUUUCUCUCGACCCCACCUUUGCCUUUGUCAACGAGAGCAUCCUUGUUGCAAUUGACGGACAGAAUCUCGAACAAGGCGGAACCGUAGCAUGGGCACCUUACUGGGGAGGAGUGCAGCAGAAGCAAGCGACAUAUUGUCCAAAGCGCUAUCCACAGCAGCUUAGGAACGGUGGCGUGCUCGUGAUCUUUGAUCACGUCAACGAGUAUAUUCCGUGUUACCUGAGUGCCAAAGAAACUGCUUCUGCGGUGAUUGCUGACGGCGAGAUUCAGCCCUCGGAGGCAUUCCAGUGUUUUAGUAGCAUCCGGUUGCGUGUCAAGGACCCGAAAAGUGUGCCAGGUUGGUCACUUCAUGAGCACCAGCUGGAGGAAGAUCCUAUUCAGAAGCAAGAACUGUGA